AUGCCGAAAGCCCUGCACUUCAAGGGCGACAAGAAGGUCAAAAAGAAGAAGAGAACUGCCGAACCCUACGACGCCGACGACGCGCCUUCGAAAGCGCUCACCACCCCGGCAGCGGCAGAAGGCACCGAAGAUGACGACUCUUGGGUGAGCGCCGAAGUGCCCAGCGAUAUAUCAGGACCCGUUGUCAUUGUUCUACCAACAGAGACGCCGAGCUGUCUGGCAUGCGACGCCAAUGGCAAGGUCUUUGCGAGCGCGCUGGAGAACAUGGUCGACGGCGACCUGGGCACCGCGGAACCGCACGACGUGAGGCAGGUGUUUGUCGCAAACCGCGUUGCGGGCACCGAAGGCCUGAGUUUGAAGGGACACCAUGGACGAUACCUAAGCUGCAACAAAUAUGGCAUCCUCAGCGCGAACGCGACCGCCAUGUCUCCCGAAGAAUCCUUCAUCGUCAUCCCCGUACCGGACAACCCAUCUGCCUUCUCUCUGCAGACCGCGCGCGACAAGUUCCUCAGCAUUGAUGAAUCUUCCGCGAGUACUGCCGAAGUCCGGGGUGAUGUUGAAACCAUAACCUUCAACACCACGUUCCGCAUACGCAUGCAAGCACGUUUCAAGCCCCGCCUCAAGGCCUCGAAGGAGGAAAAGGCUCAGGCAAAGAUUAGCAAGAAGGAGCUGGAGGACAUCAUCGGUCGCAGACUCAAUGACGACGAGGUGCGCCGCCUGAAGAAAUCGCGAAGAGAAGGCAACUUCCACGAGACAGCCCUCGACAUGAAAGUCAAAUCGUCCCACGACAAGUACGCGUCAAUGUGA
Parastagonospora nodorum SN15 is the source of this 807-nucleotide messenger RNA. RefSeq lists its product as hypothetical. The transcript has 2 exons. Lineage: Eukaryota; Fungi; Ascomycota; Dothideomycetes; Pleosporales; Phaeosphaeriaceae. The coding region runs from base 1 to 807 and encodes 268 amino acids. Gene Ontology annotation, molecular function: actin filament binding. Gene Ontology annotation, cellular component: catalytic step 2 spliceosome; nucleolus; striated muscle dense body. The record is from RefSeq and is a predicted model, not a curated record.